Molecule: messenger RNA, 5782 nt
Organism: Durusdinium trenchii
Lineage: Eukaryota; Dinophyceae; Suessiales; Symbiodiniaceae
Source: the annotation of a GenBank genome assembly
CAUGUUUCAGUCUGAGUUUCAGUCUGAUGUGCCAAUGUCGCUGCCAGCGACCGAGAGGGCCGAGAUGUGAGGACGAUGCUGAAGUUUGCUCAACUUGGCCCAGCCGAGGAAGAGCAAUUGAGGAAGAGUGGUAUCGACCGCGCCAAACUUCGAAUAGAAUAUGAGGCGGCGCUGUCUUUGCUGCAGCAUCGCGCCUCAGAGGCGGCUGAGCUCCUACGACGCUUGGUCUUCGUGUCGGACGACCAAGGGGUGCCCUUGGCCUUGACCGCGGACCAGCGUGACCGGGUUUGGCUGCAGCGCUUCCACGUGUUGUGCUUGCAAAACCUGGGUGCUGCUCAGCAAGUGCUGGUUGGAAAGGAGCAGCAGGCCCUGGCCAGUUUGAAGGCCGCAGUGAAGUUGGAGAAGGAGUCUUCAACCGUCCCCAGGGCAUCUUUGUGGCGACAGCUCGCUGAUGCAGCGGCCACUGCUGGUGAUUGGCAGACGGCCACAGAGGCCUUGCAGCAGUGCCUUGGUGUUUGGCACACUGAGCGGCCGAAUGGCGGGCUGCCGGAGGCCGGGCUCUUGCGGGCAAUGGUGACCUGCGCAGUGCGGCUGGGGGAUUUGCCAAGGUCACAGCAAGCACUGUCACAGCUGGCGGAGCAAGACGCCUUGGAUGAAGGCGAGAAGUGGCUUCAGCAAAAAUUGAAGCGCCGAUUUGCGACCACCUUCUAUCACUUAGAACAUCCGACCGGAACCACUUCAGAGGUGGACCUCCUCAACGAGCACUACUCACGAGCCAAGCGCCGCCGGGCUGAGCGCAUGUCCACCAGCAGGGAGCUUCUCCAGAAAUUUUGCCCUCCGCAGGCGCACUGCCUGAUGCGCUUAAGCAUGCUGGAGUUCCUUCAAACGCUUCGCGCACUAGUUGCACAAGCUGUUCCGCCACAUCAACCAGUGUAUUUUGAUUUCAGCGAGUGUGCUGGGCGUCAGGACAGCCAGAAGGAGGCUGCAACGGAGGAGCACACACCGUCUGACCUCUUGCUGGAGGGCCUUCGAGCUAUGUUGGUGAAGCCCUGGCCACCGAGUGGUUCGGCCUCCCGCUGGUUGCUUCAACUGUUGGCCUCCGCACCGGAGUCCACCGUGACAGAGGAGACAGACAGCAUCUCCAGAUUUCUAGGGCUCAGUGAGGCAUCGAAGUGGAAGAGCAAGUGCCAAACUUUCCGCACUUGGUUGUUCGAUGUGAUCCGCUUUACAGCAGCGCACCGGGAAGAUAUUUUGCGGACCUCUAUGGACCUUUGUAAACUUACCUCUCUCCAGGUGGAGCUUCUUCACACGGUGGUCUUCUUCUCACAGCCAGUGGUGCGAUGCGAGAACUAUGACACCGGUUUGCGCAGCUUUUGGGCGCAUCGAUCCUUCCUGACCUGGGUCGUGCGGCCUUUGCGGGAAGGCGAAGAUGCAGAGCCGCGACAACUCCUGAGGGACUUCGUCCAAGAGCACGGACUGGCUUUAGCGGAAGCUUGUGCAGCCAUUGGCCGCCGGGCCCCUUGGCUCCUCACGGCCGGUCGGAGCCUAUUGCGCGCCUGGCUGUAUUGGCAUCCGCAGUUUGGGCUUUCGUCUUCGGAGGAUGUGGGGCAUCUACGCAACUGGCUGGAGGAAGGCCUUGGCUUUGAAAGUGCCACAGUGCUUGGGCGCUUGAAGGAAGAGAAUGAGGUUCGCUUGGCUGAAGCAGUCCACAAGAGAGAUUCGAAGGCGGAGGUGCUGGGGAUGCUUCACACGGGUGCGCAGCUGUUGGAGUAUGCCUUCCUUGCAGCGGCUAGCAGGGCCACUCCGCAGGAUCCACCAACCGAGGAGGCUCGUGAGCUGUCCCUGCUCCGUUGCUGGGCGUUGGCUUCAGUCUCGGGUGGUUUUGAUGACAUGACCCCGGAGAAGCUUUCGGUCAGGCUUCAGAAAGUCAGGCAGAAUCAGGACACGCCCAGGGAUGAGAUGGCGGUUGAGACCAGCCAGGUUCAAGAAGCGCAGCCUGUCGAAGACAUGGACGUGACCCUGAGGCGCGUGAUGGAGGAGCUGGACGAGUUGCCUUCCCCGGCAGUCGGUAUCAGCAAGGAAUUCUCAGCACGCUUGAAGAGUAUUUUUCCUUGGGAGACACCGACACAGACAGAGACUCACGAGACGGCGGUGAGGAAAAAGAUGCCCGUGGUGGCAAAGAUCUUGACCAAGGCAGCCUUCGGACUGGACGAGUUGGCUGAGGAUGAAUGGUCCAAGGUCUCAUCAUUCUACUUCGGGAUGCUGCUCAGAUGCCUUCGCUUUGGAAUUGGUGUCUUGGACGAGAUUCCUCGCAGCCACGUUCAGGAGUCGAACUUUGCGCCUCGCCUCCAUGGCAUAAGGGGCGACAUUUUCCUGAGCCCGGUCCUUGAGCAAGUGGUCAUUGUCAGUUUGUUGUUGGCCUCCUCUUUGAGCCAAAGGGUCUUGAGAAGCAGCAUAACUCGAGAUUGGUGUUUGUUGGCCCAUGGAUCGAUCAUCUUGGGAUUGAAAGCUCUUGGCCUCCUUCUGGUGUCUCCAGCUGAGGGAGAGAUCCGUGGCGGCAUAAUGCUGGCACGAGGAAGUGAAAAAUCCACUUUAGCUAUGCGGCAGUUGUGGCUUCGCAUCAGUCGACUCUUAGCCGCAGGCCAUGAUUUGAGCUUGGACCUCCUGCAGCACUUCAUCGAAUCCAGGGAUCACUUUCUGCCGGAAGACAGCCUAAAGCUGAGCUGCGUGCAGCUCUCGUUCAAGACCCAGAGCAAGGAACAUUGGCGCAUGUCGGUCUCCAAGGAGACCACUAUGUCCAUGCCUCAUCUCAUGAUGACGCUGGCUUUGCGCGCCGAUUGCCCUAUGCUGCGGCGUUGGCGUUCCAGAUGCACACAAUGGCAGGAGCAGGUGGGUUCGGGAACUUUGCCAAGAGCGUGGAAGGUUGGUUUGCGCUCUUUUGCACAGGAAGAGUCCCCAGCUGGUUGCCGUGAGGAGGACCUGCCUGACAAUGAAGAGACCUGUCGCUUGUUCCGUCGUGCGAUGGCCUGCCUUUGGCCCUUGCCGCUGCUGGAUUUGAAUGAAAGUGAGGCGAUCACAAGAAGAAGUGGAAGAAGUGCAUUCAUGCGAUGGAUGCUGACGAACAAGCUGUUCAACAACAUUUUUUGCUUUUCUGAGAAGAUGAGUGAGGCUCAGAUGGAGAGCAAGUUCCAGGGUUGGAAGACAGCUGAGGUUGUACCUCACAUCAUGAGCCUGGCCCUGGCAGUGGAUGGAAGGUUGGAAUGGAAUGACAUGUGGCAGGCUGCUAUUGAGCAGCUGGACCAACAGCUUUUUUGGUCCACAGAUCAGCAAGUGGACCAGCAGCUGCCGCAGGUGCUUUUCCACCCGUUGGUGAUCAAUGGAGCCAUUGUGCAAAUGCUAUGGGAGCAGCCCUCCACUGCCAUGUCGGCCUACGGGAAGAUGGCACAGUUCAAAGUGGAAGAUCUCCAGGACAUCCCUGGCCACCACAUGGGAGACCAUUUCAGCAGUGGAGCUGGUGAGGCCCGUGCGCAGCUUUUUCUGGAGAUGGCCAGCGCAAGGGAUGCCUUGCACAAGGAGGUGGAAGACGUCACCAAACGACAGACAGGAAAGACCUCCUUCGAAGCGGAUCCCAGUGCAUUUAGUUCGGAGCGCCUGUCGAAAUUGGACCUCGAUGAGUUGUCUUUGGCUGAGGACCUUCUGAACAAAGCCAGUAGUAUGGCGCCUGUAACAGUUCUGCCCUUCUCGAAUCCAUACUUGGUGCAAGCCAACAGACCAGUGGAUCUCUUGAAGUUAAGCAAGGACGAGCUCGGGCAGGCAAUCGUUUGCAUCACCAAAGCAUUGGCAAUUUGUCCAGGGUGUAAAUUAUGGUCGCGUCUCGCAGACAUUUACGCACGCCUUUGGGUUGUGGAGGAUGAUUCCACUUGCUUAAAGGAAAGCUGGACACAGAAGCUUGAGGCAGAUCGCAGUUGGCCUCCACGGCUGAUCUUCCUGUGUCGUCAGACGAAAGUCCUGAACCUCAUGAUUCAGUCGUCCAUUCGCCAAUCCAUUCGGCGGGCUGCACCGGUAGCUGACCAGCAGCACUUGGCCAGAGCCUGGUUUGAAAGGAAAUUGGAGUUGCUAGUGCUGAUGAUGCUACGGCGGCGAUAUUUUGCCAAGCUUGAUGGCAAAUUGCAUUUGCGCCGCUGUCAGCACCUGGCGCUGAGUCUCAUUUGGUUCUUGGUGCACUGCACGGACUAUGGAGAUGUGAUCCCGGCUUGCAGGGAGGCUCUUCAAAAGGCUGUGCUGAAGCUUCCGGAGGAGUGGCAAGGCUUUGCAGGCCGUGCUGAGCCUUUGCUUUGUUUCAGGAGUGGAGCACUUGGAUCGCCUCCUGCUUAUCUUUGGUACGUUCCCUAUGUCAUGGGGCGAAUCGAGUGGAAGCUUCGAAAGCAACUGGGUGCACAUGCUUCAGCAGAGGCCGCUCUAGGCUACCUGAGUGAUGCCUGCAAUAUGGAGAACGAAGUCCACACUCUCAUGGAGUCUAUGUCCCAGAGAGGCUUAUUGGCCAGGACCUACCAGAAGUCGGAGCUGGCUGUUGCACGAGAGCGGUCUAAGGAGCCUCACUUCAGGUGCGAAGUGCUCCGUGUCAAGCUGUGCAUGGAAGCCGAAGGCUGGCGCUUAGCAGCCACACGACCUCGCAUUGGGGGGUGUGAGACUCUCAUGGAAACCUUGGGAGAUGCGGUUGAGGCGCUUGACACGAUCGCAAACCUUGAGAACUCCUACAAGCCCAAGGUUGCAAUCAUCAAGGCUUGCUUGGAUCUUCAUUUGAAAGACUUUGAUGAUGAGAAGGCAGCCGAGCAUGUGCGCCACCUCCAAGGCUCCAGCUACAUCUUUGACGAGCAAUCUAAGUACGAUCCAGCAGGCAGCAGCAUUGCGGGGGGCUACGACCCUUGGGUCGUUUUGGAGCAGCGUCAGCGCAAGGUGGAAUCACAGAGGCUGAAGGCAUUGUUUGCAAGCCUGAGCAUCUACAAGGCCCUGCUCUUGAACUGCUUGCCGAAAGGUGCAGAGGUCUCAGUGCCCACAGACCUCAAGACCUUCCAACAGCUGGAGGCCAAGCGUUCCCUGACAGACCUACACGGAGAUUGUGAGAAAGUACCUCUUCCAUACUACAGCAAGGUGGUCUCAGAGAUGGAGAAGCUCAAGCAGAAUCGGCCAGAGCAUUGGAAGGACCUUUUCCUGGUGACCUUGGCCUUGGUUCGAUCUGCCAUUUCAGCUGCAGAAUCCUCUGACAGGCACCUGUUGCGCUCGGUGCUGAUCACCAGAGCCCUGAGGGAAGGCUGCCUGUGCAUGGCCAAGGCCGGCAUGAGCUCCCGGAAAGGUCGUUGGGACUUUGCAUCCUCAAGGCCUCACGUAGACAUGCGCAUCUUCAGCCUCUUCAUGCGGUUUUGUGAGAGGUUGGAGAGCCUUUCGAAGGAUGAAAACACACAUAAGGAGCUUGAAAAGCUGCACGACAGCGUGAUCUUUGCUGCCCUUCGAUUGCGAAACUAUGCGCUUGACAAAGCCGGCUACGGAGGCACCCAACAAGCUCGAAAGCCACGCUUUUUCGAAGCCAAGGCUUUCCAUGAUAGCUUUAGGGACGCUGACCUGCAGACCUUGGGCCAACGAGGAGCUCUAGGCAUCAAGGACCUUCGAGGAAUCGAGGCAUUUGGAAGGCGAACGAAGAAGAGGCUGCGGAGGUGAAGAAGUCCACCAAGAUCAUUCAAGCUGAAGCACCGCUCACAACGCUCAAAGACAGCGAUGGAAGAGG